This is a messenger RNA of Oppia nitens, 1107 nucleotides long. RefSeq names its product venom peptide isomerase heavy chain-like. Gene Ontology annotation, biological process: proteolysis. Lineage: Eukaryota; Metazoa; Arthropoda; Arachnida; Sarcoptiformes; Oppiidae. The transcript is spliced from 2 exons. Bases 1 to 1107 code for a protein of 368 amino acids. The record is from RefSeq and is a predicted model, not a curated record. Gene Ontology annotation, molecular function: serine-type endopeptidase activity.
AUGUUUAAGCCAAAAAUUAUUUCGCUAUUAGUAUGUAUCUGUUUUGCACUAUUGGUUCAAUUUCAUACCAGUGCCGGUAAAGAGUCAGAGAGCUCGACUGCAUCGCCGACACCUCAAUCGUUUUGUGGCUUCCGUAAGAUUUUGAGGACACCGAAAAUCAUUAACGGAAAGGACGCCUAUCACGGACAGUAUCCGUGGGCCAUAUCGCUACGUCUUCAUCGGCGUCACCAUUGCGGAGGUGCCCUACUUGAUCAUCAAUGGGUACUGACUGCAGCACACUGUGUCUCGCAAAUCUCGCACAGGGCUUUCACAGUCAAACUUGGCGGUCACUAUCGAAAUAACGAACUGGACUCGACAUCAAUUGAAGUUCCCGUCAAUAAGGUUAUCCCACACGAAGGGUUUAGUUUCUCAAGUUUUGCAAACGAUAUAGCACUGGUCAGACUGGCCCGUACCGUUGACUUCGGCAACUAUAUAUGGCCAGUAUGUUUGCCGCAGACCAACGAUGUUGACUAUGCCAAUCAAACUGGUGUUGUUAUUGGUUGGGGCAAAAUCAAUACGUCUGGUACAUCAGCCACACAACUACAACAAGUGGAACUGCCUAUUAUUGAUAAUCCUCAGUGCAUCCGGUGGUAUGAAUCUCAAGGAAAACUCAUUCCUAUCAGAUCCAGUCAGUUUUGUGCCGGACUAGAAGAGGGAGGUAAGGAUGCCUGUCAAGGAGACUCGGGUUCACCAAUGAUGAAAGUCGACCCAAACAAUGGCCAAGCAAUAGCAAUUGGUAUUGUUAGCGCCGGCAUUGGAUGCGCACUGCCUAAACUGCCCGGACUUUACACAAGAGUUGCCUCCUAUUUACCAUGGCUUCAAAAAGUCAUGUCCACUACACCGGUAGACAAACUGCCUCCACUAUCAACUUCAACAACAACUACCAGUUCAACUACUGAGCCAAACAAAGUGCAUUUACCACCAAACACACAGAUUCAUACCAUUCCCAGUGGUAAUGGAUCUAUUUUCGUGAUAAGUCUACAAAAUCUAACUCAACCUAGUCGUCCAACUGAUACAYCAAUUAAACCAAUAACUUUGCAAACUGUUUCAAACACUACUAGCAAUUGA